Oncorhynchus tshawytscha (Chinook salmon) is the source of this 3792-nucleotide messenger RNA. RefSeq names its product mutS homolog 5. Gene Ontology annotation, cellular component: nucleus. The transcript is spliced from 25 exons. The coding region runs from base 656 to 3094 and encodes 812 amino acids. Gene Ontology annotation, molecular function: ATP-dependent DNA damage sensor activity; ATP binding; mismatched DNA binding. Gene Ontology annotation, biological process: chiasma assembly; mismatch repair. The record is from RefSeq and is a predicted model, not a curated record. Lineage: Eukaryota; Metazoa; Chordata; Actinopteri; Salmoniformes; Salmonidae.
GCCACUCCAGCGUAUUUUCUGUUGUUGGUUUUCUUCUGUGUUUUGGGUAGUUGCCCUGUUGCAUUACCCAACUUCCGUUGAUCUUCAAUUGGUGAAGAGAGAGCCUAACAUUCUCCUGCAAAAUGUCUUGAUAAACUUAGGAAUUCAUUUUUCCGUCGAUGAUAGCAAGCUGGCCAGGACCUGAGGCAGCAAAGCAACCCCAAACCAUGAUGCUCCCUCCGCAAUACUUUACAGUUGAGGUCUCGUGUGCUGUGCCUUUUUUUCUCCACAUAUAGUAGGAUACAUCUUUGGCUUUAAUUCUGCUGCAGCCACGCCAGCGCACGUGGGGAUGAAUUUAGCGCGCUUGACAUGCCUCGCGCCCGCUGCCAGAUCACAGUGAGAGACGCGCUUAAAAUCAACUACACACACUGCAACAAAAAGCCGAGUAAACGUUGAAGUCAGUUGAGAUAGACCACCCGUAAGUUGCUAACUAACGGACAUGUCAUAACUGAGGCGCACAUUAUAUAUGUAUGUAAACGGAAAGGGCUAGGCCUACUACAUAAGUGAAAUUCAAAGUAGUUUACGUUAGCAAAUUAGCCAAAUUAUGAUAUAAUGAUUGACGUGACAAAGUUCAGGCCAAAGUUGUCUGCGUGUCUUUGUGUAGCCUAGAGAGUAUAUGGCGGUGCCUGGUGAUGUCAGAGGAAGAGGCCUGUCUGGGCUCCCCAAUAUGAAUGGAGAAGAGGAGGAGGAGGAAGAAUCACAUGAGGUGUUGCUGAGUGUGUUUGCCCAGCAUGGGCAGUUGGGGUUGUGUUUCUAUGAUAGCAGAGACUUCACUCUGCACUACAUGCCUGACACCUCAGACAACCACGAGCUCCAACUGUUGGCCAGAGUGGUCCAGGAGGUGAGCCCUCAUGUGAUCAUUACCAGUGCUAAGCAGGAACGCUGCAUGGUUCAGUUCAUGCAGGGACUGGGAGCCAACCCAGACUACAGGCCUGAGGUGGUGACCUAUCCCUAUGUGGACUUUGGUCUGGAGGUCAGUAAGCAGAGGCUGUUGUCUGCCCAUUUUCCCUUCCUUCCUCCCGCCGUCUCCGAGAGAGAGAGAAUCUCCUACCUCUCCUCCUGCAUCUCCUUCUCCUCCCCCCUCAUGCUGCGGUCAGUAGGUGCGUUGCUGAAGUGUCUGGACAAGAGGAGAGUGGGAGUGGAGCUAGAGGACAGCAGUGUGGGAGUCCCCAUCUUACAGUUCCACACCUACACACUGAAAGACGUAGUGUACGUGGACCAGGAUACUUACAGCGUGCUGCAGAUCUUCAAGUCGGAGCUGCACCCCUCUGUGUACAAGCUGCAGUCUGGGGAGAAGGAAGGGCUCAGUCUCUAUGGGAUACUGAAUCACUGCAGGUGCAAGUUUGGCUCCAAACUGCUUCGCCAGUGGUUUCUGAGGCCUACUCGUGACCUGGCGGUGUUAAACAGGAGACAGGAAGUUGUGAGAUUCUUCUCCUGUCCACGCAACUCUGACUCCCUAAACACUUUGCAGUCCUCCCUACGCAACAUCAGGAACAUCCCGACUCUCCUGCGUUCGAUGUCUCUGUCUCACACCAAAGUCUCUGACUGGCAGGGUCUCUACAAGACAGUGUAUAGUGCGGUGUGUAUCAGGGACACAGUGCGCUCCCUGCCUCAGUCCAUCCAACUCUUCCAGGAGAUCAGUGAGGGAUUCUCAGAUGACCUUUACUACAUCGCCUCGCUCAUCAGCAGAGUGGUGGACUUUGAGGGCAGUUUAGCAGAAAACCGUUUCACUGUCAAACCCAAUGUGGACCCUGCUAUAGAUGAGAAGAAGAGGAGGAUGAUGGGACUGUCUGACUUCCUGACGGACGUGGCUCGCAGAGAGCUGGAGCACCUGGACACCCGCAUCCCCUCCUGCUGCGUCAUCUACAUCCCCCUGAUAGGGUUCCUGCUCUCGGUCCCUCGGUUGACCAGCAUGGUGGAGAAAGAGGACUUUGAAAUAGAGGGCCUUGACUUCAUGUUUCUGUCUGAAGAGCGUCUGCACUACCGCAGUCAGAGAACCAAGGAGCUAGAUGACCUGCUGGGAGACUUACACUGUGACACCAAAGACAUGGAGACAGCGGUUAUGACACAGCUGCAGACCACAGUGCUGGGGAGAAGCGCCUGUCUGUACAAGGUUCUGGAUCUGAGUGCUGAGCUGGACUGUCUGAUGGCACUGAGCCAUGCCUCCCAGGAGUACGGAUACACUACCCCCACUCUGGCCAACCACCACAGGAUAACACUCAGACAGGCCAGACACCCUCUGUUGGAGUUGUGUUCUCCUAUGUUUGUGUCUAACUCCUUCCUGAGUUCUGAGACUCGUGGACGGGUCAAGAUCAUCACCGGACCCAACUCAUCUGGCAAGAGCAUCUACCUCAAACAGGUGGGUCUGAUUGUGUUCAUGGCUCUGAUUGGUUCUGACGUGCCAGCGAAGGAGGCAGAGAUUGGUCUGGUGGACGGAAUCUUCACACGCAUGCAGAGCAGAGAAUCUGUGUCUGUAGGACUCAGCACCUUCAUGAUAGACCUCAACCAGAUGGCUCAUGCUCUGAACCACAGCAGCGGUCACUCACUGGUCCUGAUUGAUGAGUUUGGGAAAGGAACUAACACGGUGGAUGGGCUUUCCCUUCUGGCGGCAUCUAUCUCUCAUUGGCUGAAAAGAGUUCCAGCCGAGGUUCCUCACAUUCUAUUGGCCACUAACUUCCACAGUCUGCUACAGCUGGGUCUCCUACCUUCCUCAGGCCUGCUGUCACUACUGACUCUGGAGACAGCGGUGGAUGGGGAUGAAUUGGUGUUUCUGUACCAGCUGAAGGAGGGGAUCUGUCGCUCCAGCUAUGCAGCCAACAUCGCUACACUGGCAGGCCUUCCCCCCAGCCUCGUACAGAGAGGAGUGGAGGUAUCUGAACUGUACAGAACAGGAAAGACCAUUAAACGCAUCGACCGACCAUCUACAGAGGAGCAGGCAAACAAGUGUGUUUGUGUGGUGAAGAAGUUUCUGAGUGUGAACCUUGAGGACAAGAGUGUGGAUCUGCAGCGCUAUAUGAAGGAGGAGCUGCUUCCCUCUGGAGGAGACCUGCUCUAACAGCAACACUAUUGUUGUCUGUCUAGCAGCAACACUAUUGUUGUCUGUCUAGCAGCAACACUACUGUUGUCUGUCUAGCAGCAACACUACUGUUGUCUGUCUAGCAGCAACACUACUGUUGUCUGUCUAGCAGCAACACUACUGUUGUCUGUCUAGCAGCAACACUACUGUUGUCUGUCUAGCAGCAACACUACUGUUGUCUGUCUAGCAGCAACACUACUGUUGUCUGUCUAGCAGCAACACUACUGUUGUCUGUCUAGCAGCAACACUACUGUUGUCUGUCUAGCAGCAACACUACUGUUGUCUGUCUAGCAGCAACACUACUGUUGUCUGUCUAGCAGCAACACUACUGUUGUCUGUCUAGCAGCAACACUACUGUAUACCAGUAUGACCUCAGCUUCACUGACUGUAGGAGGAAGUUGCCCCAAGAUGCUGAUGGUUUUAGAGAGGUUAAGAUGAUCCUAGAUCUGUGCCUAUGGGUCUGAGAGAUUGAUGCCUACUACUUUAGGAUUUACCAUAACACUAAAGUCAAUGGGAGAUACUGUAGUAUUCUCUAUGGAAAUAUUUUGGUUUGGAGGAGAACAUAAAAGUAAUUUUGACGUGUUUAAAAUAUCCCAACCAAGAUUGAGGACAAUGUAAAUUCGUAUUAUGUUAUUAAGUUACAAUUCAGAAUGUUCAAUAAACAUGAUUGGAUUUUA